AUGUCCCCAAGGCUCAGUGUGGAGGAUGCGGAGGUGACCAUGGUGCCACUAUCAGCUCAGAGCGCCCAGCGGGAGCAGAACUGGGGCAUCCCCGAGUGCCGCUGGCGGCUGCUCCGCACCUGGGCGCGCCUGGCCGGGGGCCGCGGGGGCCGCCGCGCCGCCCCCGAGGAUGACGAGGGCGGGUUCCGGGGGGGCUCGCGGCGGCGGCUCGGCGGGGCGGCCCCGGCGGCGGCCCCGGGGGGCGAGGCGGGAGCGGGCGAGGCGGGAGCGGGCGGCGGGGAGCGGCCGCCGGGCGCGCAGGGGCUGCGGAACCACGGCAACACCUGCUUCAUGAACGCCGUGGUGCAGUGCCUGAGCAACACGGCGCCGCUGGCCGAGCGCCUGGCGCUGGGCCGGUACCGCGCCCGCGGAGAGGUCACGCACCGGCUGGCGGCCCUGGUCCGGGCGCUCUGGACCCGCGAGUACACCCCGCAGCUCUCCGCCGAGUUCAAGAACAUCGUCUCCAAGCACAGCUCGCAGUUCCGGGGCAAUGCUCAGCACGACGCGCUCGAGUUCCUGCUCUGGCUGCUGGACCGAAUGCACGAGGACCUGGGCGCCGCCUCCCCGGCCCAGCAGAGCCGCGGCCCCGCGCAGCCUGGCAAGGACGGAAGCAGCGGUGCCAGCAGGUCCCCCCCUGGCACCCAGCACCCCCCUGGGCAGAGCUUUGUGCAGAGCCACUUCCAGGCCCAGUACAGGUCCUCCCUGACGUGCCCUCACUGCCUGAAGCAGAGCAACACCUUCGACCCCUUCCUGUGCAUCUCGCUGCCCAUCCCGCUGCGCCAGACCAGGGCUCUGAACGUCACCCUGGUGCUGCAGUGCGAGCGCUGGCGCUUCGUGCGGGUGGGCCUGGCCGUGCCGCUGCUGGGCACCGUGGCCGAUCUGCGGGAGAUGGUGGCGCGGGAGGGCCGCGUCCCCGCCGAGCAGGUGAUCCUGGCCGAGGUGUCCCCGCGGGGCCUCCUGCGCUCGCUGUCCGACGCCGAGGCGCUGCGGGCGGCCGGCGAGGCCGCGCCCGUCUACGCUUUCCAGCCGCCGCCCGCCCGCCGCGCAGGGUGUCCACGCAGCCUCCCCACAUCCCCCGCAGUGCCACGGCCGGACGGGCCGCGCUUGCUGUCCAGCGCUGCCCGCUCCUCCGACUGCCUGCACCGCGCGCCCGGUGGCCGCAUCCUGCUGCUGCUCUGCAACACGGCGGGCACGGGGCCGCAGCUCGCCAGGUUCGGGCCACCGCUGGUGCUGCGGGAGGAGCGCGGCAUCUCCUGGGAGCAGCUGCAGCAGAACAUCCUGGCCCAGCUGAGGGGGGUCCUGCGGGGAGAGGUCCGGCCACAGGGCACAGGAGCCCUUUUCCGAAUCCGCCUGGCCGGGGGCUCGGCCCCCUGCACCUACCUGUCCCCUCAGGAUCCCCGUCCUCUCUGCCACCCUGCCAUCGACAGGGCCCUGCAGCUGUGCGGGGCCGGGGGCCCUCCCCACGUGAAGCUGACGGUGGAGUGGGACAUGAGCACCAAAGAGCGGCUGUUUGGGAGCAUCCAGGAGGAGGUGGUGCAGGAUGCAGAGAGCGUGAGGCGGCAGCAGCAGGCGCACGGGCAGCAGCACAGCUGCACCCUGGAUGAAUGCUUCCAGCUCUACACCAAGGAGGAGCAGCUGGCCCCGGAUGAUGCCUGGCGCUGCCCGCACUGCAAGGUGCCCCAGCAGGGCACGGUGAAGCUCAGCCUGUGGACGCUGCCCGACAUCCUCAUCAUCCACCUGAAGCGCUUCCGGCAGGUGGCCGAGCAGCGGCACAAGCUCACCACGCUGGUGAGGUUCCCGCUGCGGGGGCUGGACAUGGCCCCGCAUGUGGCACAGCGGGGCCAGCCCGGGGGGCAGCUCCUGGGGCGCUGGGUGCCCUGGCAGCCCACCCUGUGCCUGCCCCCGGGCUGCCCCCGCGACCACCUGUACGACCUGUACGCCGUCUGCAACCACCACGGCAGCAUGCAGGGUGGCCACUACACCGCGUUCUGCUGCAACGCCCUGGACGGGCGCUGGUACAGCUACGACGACAGCCGGGUGGAGUGGGUGCGCGAGGCCGAGGUGAGCACCCGCAGCGCCUACAUCCUGUUCUACCAGCGCCGCCGCGCCGCCGGCUCCGGCACGGGUGAGCCCCAGAUCCCUGCUCCCACACCCUGGCACUGCCGCGUGCUCACACACAGCCCCACGUACCUGCUGCACCAUCCCUACAUGUGUGUGCACCCUCAGCCCACCCUGUCCCACCCCCAGCUCACCCCCAGCCCAUCCUGUCCUACCCUGUCCCACGCCCCGCUCCCCGCGCUGGGUCCCCCCGGCCCACGCCCGCCGCUCCCCGCAGGCUCCGCCAGAGGGCACUGGGUGUUCCGCCUGGCCGCCUCCGAGCCCCGCGCCGACCCCCGCACCGACCCCGACCCCUCGGGCUCCGUCGCCGCCCCGGAGAACGGCGGGUUCGAGGCGCGGCCCUCGGUGCGGGGUCUGCAGGGACUGCACGGUCGCAGCCUCAGCGUCCGGACCGUCCCCGCCGGACCCGCGGGACAGGGGGAGCCGGGCGCCCCCCGCGCCCCUCGCCGGCUCCGCCGGGCCGCCAGCGCCGAGGGGACCCCGCGCCGGCCGCCGCCAGGAGCCGGCAGCAGCCCCGGGGCCGCGGGGCCGCGGGGGGACGCGAAUGUGCCCCCGGGCCGCUGCCCCCCCGGCCCCUCGGCGCUGGGGCGGUCGCGGAGCUCGGCCAGCCUGCCUCCCCGGGCCGAGGGGGCGCUGCGCAGAUCCGCCUCGCUGGGCAGGGCCGCGGCGGGGCCGCCCCUGGCCCGCGGUCCCCCCGGGGCCACCCUGCAGCGGGGCCGGCAGCCCCCCGGGCCCCUGCGGCCCUCGGCCGUGCCCGAGUCCAGCUUCUGA
Messenger RNA from Melozone crissalis (California towhee), 2928 nucleotides. RefSeq names its product ubiquitin specific peptidase 43 (gene USP43). Gene Ontology annotation, biological process: protein deubiquitination. The coding region runs from base 1 to 2928 and encodes 975 amino acids. NCBI's taxonomy places the organism in Eukaryota, Metazoa, Chordata, Aves, Passeriformes, Passerellidae. The transcript is spliced from 16 exons. The record is from RefSeq and is a predicted model, not a curated record. Gene Ontology annotation, molecular function: cysteine-type deubiquitinase activity.